Molecule: messenger RNA, 2580 nt
Organism: Austrofundulus limnaeus
Lineage: Eukaryota; Metazoa; Chordata; Actinopteri; Cyprinodontiformes; Rivulidae
Gene: cpz
Product: carboxypeptidase Z
Exons: 13
Coding region: 142-2154 (670 amino acids)
Biological process (GO): protein processing; peptide metabolic process
Molecular function (GO): zinc ion binding; protein binding; metallocarboxypeptidase activity
Source: RefSeq, a predicted model, not a curated record
UGCUCGGCGCAGCAGACAAAGGAAGUUGGGAGUUUUCUGUGCAGCGGGUGGUAAUUAGCUACCAAGGAGCAGGGAAGACGGAAAAGUAGCUACACACAUUCACACACACUGCCACAUCACACACACGCAGCUCACCGCAUCAUGCGUGCUUAUCACAAGCAUCUGGAAGUUUGGGCGCUGCUGCUUUUCUUCAUGAGAACUUGUUGGAGCGUCCCGCAGAGAUGUGAGCCUGGAGACGAGUUUUUAGGAAGUUGCAGCAGCACCACACAAGAAGAAACACCUGCCUGCACAGAGAUGAACCUCGGCUACUGUAAUGAAAUGGAUUACUCAAGAACCAUAUUCCCAAACAUCCUUGGGCACCGGAGUCGUUUUGAGGCGGAGUCGGGGGCAGAGUACCUCCUCUUGAGCGUCAUUCAUGGUCUUCUCAACGGUGAGUGCUCCCCUGAGAUCCGCCUUGUUGGCUGCUCCGUUCUGGCCCCGCCCUGCCGGGAGGACAAGGUGGUGAAACCAUGCCGCAGCUCCUGCGAGGCGCUGAGGAAGGACUGCAGCCACGCCUUCGAGGCCAUCGACAUGGCCUGGCCUUACUUCCUGGACUGCGACCGCUUCUUUGCCAGCGAAGAAGAAGGCUGCUUCGACCCUCUGGCCAGGCUGAGAGCCAGGCAGGAGCUAGCCCUGUCCAGCCUGUCUCCUGAGGAGCCCAGCACCAUCAUCCAGUUCACCUACACCUCCAACGCACAGAUGUACAGCUUACUGAAACGGACCGCAGCCAAGUGCUCCCACAUUUCUCACGUUUACAGCAUCGGACGCAGCACCGAGGGCCGAGACCUGCUGGUGAUCGAGUUCACCGACAACCCGGGACAGCACGAGCUACUCGAGCCGGAGAUCAAGUUGGUGGGCAACAUGCACGGGAACGAGGUGCUGGGCCGUCAGCUGCUCAUCUACUUGGCCCAGUACCUGUGUUCCGAGUACCUUCUGGGAAACCAGAGAAUUCAGACCAUCAUCAACACCACUCGCAUCCACAUCCUGGCCUCCAUGAACCCCGACGGCUACGAGCUGGCCGCUUCAGAGGUAGAAGAUAGCAAUGACCCGGAGCUCAACAACCAGGAAGGUCACUUGUUAAAUGGCUGGACUAAUGGUCGGACCAACGCCCAGAAUAUCGACCUGAACCGCAACUUUCCAGAUCUGACGUCCAUUCUGUAUCGGAGCCGUCGAAGCAGGCACUUCCGCACCGAUCACAUCCCGAUCCCUGAUGCUUACUGGUUUGGCAAGGUGGCACCAGAGACCUACGCCGUGAUGAAGUGGGUCAGGUCACUGCCGUUUGUUCAGUCCGCCAGUCUCCACGGAGGGGAGCUGGUGGUCUCCUACCCCUUCGACUUCUCCAAACAUCCAAAUGAAGAGAGGAUGUUUUCACCCACUCCAGAUGAACAGAUGUUCAAGCAGCUAGCUCGUACCUAUGCUGAUGCUCACGCCACCAUGUCCAACAAUGACACAGAGAGGUGCGGCGCCUCCUUCUACCGGACGAGGGGCAUCAUCAACGGGGCACAGUGGUACAGUUUUGCUGGCGGCAUGUCUGAUUUUAAUUACCUGCACACAAACUGCAUGGAGAUCACAGUGGAGCUCGGCUGCGACAAAUUCCCCUCCGAGGCCGAGCUUUACCCAGAAUGGAAGAGGAAUAAAGAAGCUCUGCUCAGUUUUCUGGAGUCUGUGCAUCGAGGCAUUAAAGGUGUCGUCAAAGAUUCCGAUGGAAAUGGGAUAAAAGGAGCGUCAGUCUCUGUGAGAGGGAUUAGAAAAGACGUCACCACAGCUGAGGAUGGAGAUUACUGGAGGCUGUUGAAUUCUGGCACUCACAUCAUGACCGCUACAGCUAAGGGUUACUCAAGAGUCAGUAAAAGAGUUUCUCUGCCUCACAACAUGAACAAAGCUGGACGGGUCGACUUUGUCCUGCAAAAGCUUCCCGUGGAGCCGGAUAUCGACGACCACCUCUUCCCCAUGGUGGACACCUGGGAGCGAUUCGACCCCUACAACCAGUUUGAACGCCACGGCGAUCCAGAUGUUGCUGAGGGGGAAGUGGAGCGCGAGGAGAAGCCGUGGUGGUGGAACUACUUCUCCCAGUCUGGGUUCUCUCCUCCUAACUGGCUGCUGCGAAACGUAUAAACGGCUUUUUUUUUUUUUUUUUGGAAAAUGAAAGAACACACGAGGAGACUGCAGUGAUGAAUGGAUCCACAUUCAGUCGCAUCUUUGCUUUUAGACACGUCCGUGUGGCAGCAGCUGUGACGCCGAAACCUCAAAACCCAAACGAAUUAUUGGUGCUUCCUGGAAGGAUGGAAACAGGAACCUCAGUAUCCCUCUCACAUCUUUAGCAGCUGCAUCUAACUUGUUUUAAGGAAACACUGGAUCAGUGAGAAAUAAAACAUUAUUAAUAGGAUCAUUUUUCAUCCUAGAAAUCUGAUAAGAGUUGAGAUUAAAUGUAAACAAUCAAACAGAUUAUGAUUUUCAAAGAUGAAGGCAGCUGCAUUUUGUGUAUUCAUUUAGAACUGAUUUGGACACUAUUUUUGUUUCAAUAUAAAUCUGAUCAAAUAA